AUGCUGGGCCCGGGCGACGCGGCGCCCGGGUGGCUCUUCAGCGCCGAGGGAUUGGCCCGCGCGCGGCAGCAGGCGCACGACCGCGCCGCGGAGACGCUGGGUGCGCUGAGCGGCGCGGCGGGCGGCGAGGAGCAGGCCGCCGCCGCCAGCGGCGGCGCCGCCGGGCGGGAGCUCGCCAGGCCACUGUGCUUGGAGGAGGCCGGGAGCUUGGCCUCAUUCUACGCGCAGAAGUUGCCGGAGCUGUGCGGGCUCUGCGGCGCCUCCGGGGACGUCCGGUGGACGGCCAUGGUGUUCUACAGGCGCUUCUUUGCGGUCUGCUCGCCCAUGGAGCACGACCCGUUGCCCGCUAUGUUCGCGUGCGUGCAUUUGGCCUGCAAGGUGGAGGAGGAACAUCACAUUACUCUGGAGAAGUUGCUGGCUGCUGCGGACCUGGGGUCUGACCGUGCCAUGCAGGGAAAGGUAGUGGACUCGGAGAUCUGUGUGCUCGAAGGCGCGCAGGGAGAAGACGAGAGGCACGAUGAGAUACGGGUGCGACAGAUCACGUGA
Molecule: messenger RNA, 546 nt
Organism: Prorocentrum cordatum
Lineage: Eukaryota; Dinophyceae; Prorocentrales; Prorocentraceae
Source: the annotation of a GenBank genome assembly